AUGUUGCUGAAAGAUCUCCCCAGAGAGGCCCUGAUGCGGCCAUUGUCCAGGAAUGAAGUGCUUGGCAUGUUGGUGAGGCUGACCAUCUUUGGUGCAGCUACCUACUACAGCAUCAAAUGGGUGGUUGAAGCCAUGGACCCCACUUCUAAACAGAAAAAUCAAGCCAAGAAAAGGGCUGAACAACUGAUGAGGAGGAUAGGUGUUGAAGGGGUCAAGCUAACAGAGUAUGAGAUGAAUAUUGCAUCUCACCUCGUUGAUCCACAAACUAUGAAGGUCUCCUGGAGAGAUAUAGCAGGUCUGGAUGAGACCAUAAACGAGCUGCAAGACACAGUCAUCCUUCCCUUUCAGAAGAGACAUCUUUUACCUGGAUCAAAACUCUUCCAGCCACCCAAAGGCGUCUUGUUGUUCGGUCCACCCGGCUGUGGGAAGACCAUGAUUGCCAAGGCAACAGCCAAAGCCUCGGGAUGCAAGUUUAUCAACCUCCAGGCCUCCACGCUGACAGAUAUGUGGUACGGAGAAUCCCAGAAGCUGACCGCUGCAGUCUUCUCCUUAGCUAACAAAAUUCAGCCCUGCAUCAUCUUCAUAGAUGAGAUUGAGUCAUUUCUGAGGAAUCGCUCCAGCCUGGAUCACGAGGCUACAGCCAUGAUGAAAGCCCAGUUCAUGAGCCUGUGGGAUGGACUGGACACCUCUGCCGCCACCCAGGUGAUGGUGAUGGGAGCUACCAACAGGCCACAGGAUGUGGACCCAGCUAUUCUGCGCCGGAUGCCCGCCACGUUCCACAUUGGCCUGCCAAACACAAGGGAAAGACAAGACAUCCUGAAGCUGAUUCUAAUGGGAGAAAAUCUGAGUAAUGCCAUCAAUCUGAGGGAGAUCGCAGAGAGGACAGACGGCUACUCCGGUAGCGACCUGAGGGAGCUGUGCCGCGAUGCCGCCAUGUACCGCGUCCGGGACUACGUCCGCAGGGAGCAGAUGAGGCAGAUCGCACAGCAACUGCAGGAAGGCCACGAGGAGGAAACGCCAGUGGAUGAGGAGCGACUGCGGCCAGUCACCCAGCUGGACCUCCUCUUCGGCUUGGACAAGAUGAAGGAAUCCAAGCAGGCCACAGUCUGCAUGUCGGCCAGCGUCUCCGAGGUUCCGCUGGACUGA
Molecule: messenger RNA, 1146 nt
Organism: Menidia menidia (Atlantic silverside)
Lineage: Eukaryota; Metazoa; Chordata; Actinopteri; Atheriniformes; Atherinopsidae
Source: the annotation of a GenBank genome assembly